AUGCUUGAGAACUUCUCUCGCGCUGUGCGCAACUACGUGCCGACUUCCAUUCCUGUACCUGCCUCCGCACCCUCUCCGCCGCGGGUAUCGAGGCCUGUUUCUUUUGGUAGCUUCAUGGCCCCUCCUGGCGCUUCAAGUCUGUCUCCACCAGGUCCAAAGAUACCCGUUGUCUCUCCAACCACCAGGAAGCUGCUUGGCGAUGGUCCAAUUGGAAAUCAGGAGACUUGGAGAAUGAGAUCAGGCGCCCAACUUAACUCAGUGGAGGUCGAUGAACCUGCUAUCUUCGGCUCUGAGGAUGAGGACUGUGAAAGCUCGUUUUCAGGAGAUCAACCCCUGGCAACCUACCCUACCGCUGCAGAAGGCGACUCUAUCGUGUGGUCCCGUUGGGACACCCUUAUUGAGAACGUUUCGUCAUUUAGACGUAUACUGCUGCUUGGCUACACCACUGGCCUUCAGAUUUGGGAUUGCACAAUCCUGGGAUCAGUGUCCGAAAUUCUGAAUCUUACUGAUUAUCCCUUUGGGUCCGUUACCUUUGCCAGUGUACUCGCAGCUCCGUACUCCUCUAGAGAGCGUGAUUAUGACAGUUCCAGGCCUCUGCUUGGUGUAGUUUCUAGGUCGAAAGACAAGUCAACGAUGUCUAUUUAUUCAUUGCGCGCCCACAAGGUCGUCAAGCAUCUUCCGUUUGUUAAUGUGACGACCUUUGCUUCGAGUGUACACUUCAUUGUUAUUAGUACUACAAAUCCACCAACUCUGCACAUUCUUUCUUCAGCAUCCUUUACAGAGAUACAUACUAUUUCUUCCCUUGCCAUUCUUCCUUCCUACACAACAAUUCCAUAUAAAGCCAAUACCAACAACAUUGUAUCAUUAACAAAGAUAGAUUCCAUUAACACCAACCACGCUUCUCAUGACUACCCCGCCCCCAUAUUUGCUUUUUCUCAUCGCAUCUUGGCAUAUGCUUCCCCGCCUCCUAGAGCAGAUUCUCAUGUUGGAGCCGUUUCUCAACCCCGUACGCGCCUACACUCCCCGUCAAGCACCCUCGGAAUAUCUCAUGCUACUGCUCUGAAGGUCGGGGGAACCGUCCUCAGCGGGGUAAGGUCCCUUGGUGGAAUGGCAUAUUCCGCCGCUGCGGAGUAUGCGAAAUCUCGCGCAGGCGCGGGAGAUCAAUCACGCGCCGUUCAAGGGCAGUCAUCAGUGAUGAGUGGCGUCAGUAACCUCUUCUUUUCACGGAGCGCCCCUGCUGCGAGUAGCGGCCAUUCGGACCCAAUCGAAGUUACGUCUCCAUCAUCGGCGCUAUUUCCAAAUACCCAAGACCGACAAGAGGAGGUGGAUUCUUCGACACUAUCUUCGGGUUAUCAUAUUACAGUACUGGACCUGGCUUCCCUUUUGUCCAGAGACAGUCCGUCCGUACGCAUCAUUUCCGAAUUCGUCGCAUUCAAGCACCAGCCCGUGUCCGCUCUUAAGUUCACUCCUGAUGGGACCUCCUUGCUAGUAUCUCCUAGGGAUGGGCAAGCUGUUCGCACCUUCCAGAUUCGGCCUACGGCGAGUGUUUUACUUCCCAUCGACCUCAAGAAGUAUGCUAGCGAGCAUCAGGCCGCGCUCAUCGGGCGCCAAUUCAAUGCCGAACAAAGUUCGCCGUGGCACAUGUACAAUCUACGCAGAGGUCGGACAACUGCCGUCAUUGAUGGGAUUGAAGUGUCGACGGAUGGGAGAUGGGUCGCUUUCGGGACUAGGAAAGCGACAGUACACGUCUUUGCUAUCAAUCCAUAUGGCGGAAAGCCAGACUUGCGAAGCCAUAUGGAGAACAGGGUUCGGAAUACAAACGAGCAUGUCCCAUUGUCCGUUGAAUUAUCAUCGCUUGUGCGUCUCAGAUCCGUCAAGGCGUCCGCUCAUAACGGCGUCAGGUCGGGAAUUACCUUUACGUUCCUUUCUAGCGAUACACCGUUGCCUGCCAGCCUCCAGCCUCCUCCCUCUGCCAUAACAUCAUCUCCUAGCACGUCCUCAAGUCGUUCUGAUCUGCAUUCUCCGAUUCGGGCAAAGAAGACUGCCAACUUUCAGGAUCUUCUUCUCUUUGAUCCAUCUGAUGGUGUGCUGUCUUUGCGACGUGUCAUGCUUGAACAACGUCCUCGUGAUACGGGCGCAUUUUCAUACACAUUAGCCAACUUGCCAACGAGCAUGUCCCUUCCCGGUGGUAGCGCCACUGGUCGUGUCAGCACAUCGCCACACAAUCGCGUUGGUGUCGCGUCGACCAAGACUUCUGGCCUUACUCAAAUGAUGUUGGAAACUGCCAGCGAAUUGCAUGGACGGGACACUAUGAUCGCUACUUGGCAGCUUAGACGACACAGAGAUUGGGGCGAAGUUAAGCACGUGCAACGUUUGAAUGCAAGGUCUCCUGGACGAAUGCCUAUCGUAAAGUAUGCGCUCCCGUCAACAAACUUCCUUGCUCAAGCAGAACUGUCUACAUGUUCCAGGUCACCGAAUGUGGUUCCUCGCCUUAUCUAUCUCGCCCACCAAUUUAGCUUUUACACUCUGGGCGAAGAUUACCACGCUCUCAUUCGCCGCAAUCAACUAGACAUCAAAGGGACCAAGAUGGACGUGCGCAAGGAGGUAGAAGUUAGUGCAUAUUCUGCAGGCACUGGAGAAUCUUUUGUGGAGGGAUUUUCGCCUCGUGAUAUGGGACGAGUCGCAUCUUCGUUUGACGAACCAAUGGCAUCUGCCAUAUCUGCUGAUAUGGAGUACCCACGUUCAUCUCGGUCUCUCAUCCCCAUGCUCCCGAACGGGGCUGGUUUGAAGCCACGGUCCUUCAAGAACCCCAUCCCCAUCCGCGCAAUGACGUCGAAUAUCGCCGAAGGUGUCGGAGAAGGCUUUGGUCGCAUCAGAAGAGAGAUCAAGCGAGUUCGUUCCCCCCAGCUUGUGUCACGAUUAGAGGGUCUAUCGGCGUCCGUUCCUCUCGAGUUUGAUGAGAAUGACGAGGAUUUAGUAUUUCCGGGAAUGGAACGAGACGAUGACGUUGCGGAUGACAAUACGUCCAGAGGCGAAGAUGUCACGGACCCUUCAAUUGACACACCACCUACCGAUGCGGAGCUGUGCGACGAAGGCACAGAAUUAUGGCAUGGUUGGACAGAAGAGGAUAAACUCGCCGUGGACGAGGCAGAACAGUUUGACGAUGUCGUCGGAUUUUUGGAUGAGGAGCAAACGCCGGCUAUUCAAGCGGAACAAAGGAGGGCGAACAGGAAACAGCUUUGGUAG
This is a messenger RNA of Suillus bovinus, 3246 nucleotides long. RefSeq lists its product as uncharacterized. The record is from RefSeq and is a predicted model, not a curated record. Gene Ontology annotation, biological process: response to starvation; autophagy. Bases 1 to 3246 code for a protein of 1081 amino acids. Gene Ontology annotation, cellular component: cytoplasm. Gene Ontology annotation, molecular function: protein binding. The transcript is spliced from 6 exons. Lineage: Eukaryota; Fungi; Basidiomycota; Agaricomycetes; Boletales; Suillaceae.